UAGUAAUUCCUCAAGUGACUGAAACACCUGAAGCGUAAGGUUACUUGGCUGCAUCGCAUUGUUUUGACGAGGUCACGGGGAUUUGGUAUUGUAAUUCAUGAAACUACAUAUGUUUUGUGAGUUGAAAGCUGAUAUAAUCUGGGAUACUACCAGCUGAAUAUUCCAGUCUCUGCCUAUAGAACUGGAAUGCACGGUCCAGUGUAUACCAGUAGCCCUGGCAUGCACGGUCCAGUGUAUACCAGUAGCCCUGGCAUGCACGGGCCAGUGUAUACCAGUAGCCCUGGCAUGCACGGUCCAGUGUAUACCAGUAGCCCUGGCAUGCACGGGCCAGUGUAUACCAGUAGCCCUGGCAUGCACGGUCCAGUGUAUACCAGUAGCCCUGGCAUGCACGGUCCAGUGUAUACCAGUAGCUCUGGCAUGCACGGGCCAGUGUAUACCAGUAGCUCUGGCAUGCACGGGCCAGUGUAUACCAGUAGCUCUGGCAUGCACGGGCCAGUGUAUACCAGUAGCUCUGGCAUGCACGGUCCAGUGUAUACCAGUAGCCCUGGCAUGCACGGGCCAGUGUAUACCAGUAGCCCUGGCAUGCACGGUCCAGUGUAUACCAGUAGCCCUGGCAUGCACGGUCCAGUGUAUACCAGUAGCCCUGGCAUGCACGGGCCAGUGUAUACCAGUAGCCCUGGCAUGCACGGGCCAGUGUAUACCAGUAGCUCUGACAUGCACGGUCCAGUGUAUACCAUUAGCUCUGGCAUGCACGGUCCAGUGUAUACCAGUAGCUCUGGCAUGCACGGGCCAGUGUAUACCAGUAGCUCUGGCAUGCACGGGCCAGUGUAUACCAGUAGCUCUGGCAUGCAUGGUCCAGUGUAUACCAGUAGCUCUGGCAUGCACAGGCCAGUGUAUACCAGUAGCUCUGACAUGCACGGUCCAGUGUAUACCAUUAGCUCUGGCAUGCACGGGCCAGUGUAUACCAGUAGCUCUGACAUGCACGGUCCAGUGUAUACCAUUAGCUGUGGCAUGCACGGGCCAGUGUAUACCAGUAGCUCUGGCAUGCACGGUCCAGUGUAUACCAUUAGCUCUGGCAUGCACGGUCCAGUGUAUACCAGUAGCUCUGGCAUGCACGGGCCAGUGUAUACCAGUAGCUCUGGCAUGCACGGGCCAGUGUAUACCAGUAGCUCUGGAAUGGAAAGAAUGGUCCAGUUUCUACCAGUAGUGCUGGAAUGGACACCAGAUAAAUUAUCCUUGAAGUUGGCUGGAAAUCUGUCAAAUAUGCAGCAACUAUGAAACAAAAGAUUUUAAUCAACUGCAAGGAUAGUUUCUUGGUUCUGAGGUAGAUUCAUUGGAGAUUGUUAUUUCUGAGUGAGGUAUUUGGCUGCAAUCUGGAAAUUAAAUCUUAAACCUAGUUUGGAAGAAUACAAGAUCGUAAAGGAUUUCGGCUUCUCCAGUAAAGCACAGGGUGACUCAUGAAGAUUCAUCCUUACCCACCUUAAUCAGUGAACAUCUUCGCACAUGUCAAAACCCAGUAGCAGUGUUUGAAAGAAUUCAGCACGUUUUUCAGCUAACUGUACGUAGUGAACCAUUUGUCAGCUGUUGGCACUUUGAUGAAAUGAAAAUGUAUGCAAAAAAGAAUGAGGACUGGCUAUCGGUAAUUGAACCAAGGAAACCAGUAAACAAACGGAGGGAAGUAGAAGUAUGGAAGCAAGAAAAGAGCAGUGAAAAGUGUUGGCGAGUGCCACAAACAAGACAAGCUUAUAUAUUUUCCACCAAGUUCUAGUGUAGAAGCAUGCUCUAUAAGGAGAAAAGCAAUACUAGAUGAUGGUUCUCAGCCCUUUUGUUUCCUGUCGGGAAGGACAAUUCUAACUGUUGCAGGUUACAGUUCUCCAUUUCUGCUAUAGAGCAGUAGAUGAAGGAACCUGUUGUCCUGUCACUAUCAGGUAGAGAUGGACAGUUUCAGGGGCCCAGUGUUGGAAUGAGUAGACUGGAUGAACGACUCGGUUUGUUUGCUGUAAGAAAAGCAUGAGAUAGUGGAUUUUUCAAGACAAAUGCUGCCCUCUUAAGGUUUCUCUAACUAAUACUUCAAAGCAAGAUAAGAGCAUCUGGUUCUGGUGCAUACGGUUCCUGCUGGUCUUACAAUCUUUGACACAACAUGACUGGAGUCUCCAAACAUCGCUGGAAAAUGAUUAGCCAUCUUUGCCUUUCAUCAGGAAAGCCUGACCAGUUGCCAGAUUGCUGCUACAGGUCUCCCAAGUCAAAGUGCAUUCAGCAGGAUCUAACAUAAAGGGC
Messenger RNA from Procambarus clarkii (red swamp crayfish), 2277 nucleotides. Lineage: Eukaryota; Metazoa; Arthropoda; Malacostraca; Decapoda; Cambaridae. The record is from RefSeq and is a predicted model, not a curated record.